AUGGAGAACGGAAACAGCCACCCAGCUCUACGUGUCCUCCGACCCAGACUUCAAACGAUCCACGAUUCGAUAUCUUAUUUCCAGCCGCCAACCAGGAGGCCUCUGAUACUCGACUCAUCUCUGCAUCUCAACGAUGCUCCCGAUGAUACACAGUGGUUGCAGCAAGAUCACAUCCCAGGCCUCAGAAAGCUCAAGGAUACCAUUAAAGUCGAUUUAGAUGUGUUGGAUAAGUUCCUUGAGGAUCCCAAGUCCGCCGACUUACCGCCUUUGUCGACGAAUGCGCCGUACCUCAUAGCGGUUUGGAACGAAGUGCUCUGUGCGCCUGGUAGAGUAGUAUCCGUUUUCAAGUCGUUUUCCUCAACGCCGCCGCCUUCUACACCAGUAUCACGCGAGACUAAGAAAGCAGGUGGUCAAAAGCCUUCUGGAAUCAAAGUUGACGUCGUAGCAGACCACGGACGUCGCUGGAUUCGAGUAAACACAAUCAAGAACUCUCGCAUCCUAGCUGAAUUUCGGGAAAUAGACUCAUACUUGACUGACUCAUCCGAUGAGGAAGAGUUAUCUGACGAAGAACCGAUUACGAAUGGGAUCCACCGCCCGUCUCGAACGCUCGCCCAAACUGAAUUUGACAACUCCAUAUUGCGCAUGGGUCGCGCUCUAGUGGAAGCUGCCAAAGCCAACACGUACGAAGUAGCGUCUGUCGAUGGGACCAAGCGAAUUACUCCACGAGUAACAUUGCGACUUACGCGGCUCGACCCGUCCGAGGAUGGCGAACCCACAGAUCCCCGGAUAGCCCAAACAAUACAAUGCCUUCAAGAUAUGGGAAUAGACGUCGCCCUAGGAGAGAGGCAAGAUGAUGAGAUCCCCGUAGUGGCCAAACCGCCCCCACUCGCGCCCGCAUCUCUGACUCUGAAACCGACGCGACGCAUCAAUCUCGAUCUCUCCGUCCUCAUCGCCCUAGUCUCGGAUCUCACACACGCCAGCCUCCCCCAAUCCGUAGAUGAAGCCAACACGCGUUUCAUUCCUCCGUCGCGCGCUAGGGAAUGGAAAAAGAAAAAAGACGUUUCGGCUGUCGAAAAUGGAUUAGAUGAACUGCCUAUGCAAUCGUCUAGUGACCUCGCUAAGCAUUCCAGGGCUUUGACGAAUCAGGUAUUGCAGGAGAUGGUCAAGGGUAUGAUACAAGAGCUGAAGGAUCGACUGCCAGAAGAAGAAGAAGAGUCUGUGGAGUUUUGGACCACGGAUGAGGCGAAGGAGCGCUGCCUUCGUAUAGUAACCAAAAUCGGGGGUCCGAACGAGAAACGGCGCGCGCGGGCCCUGUUCCUCGAUCCUGCUACGACAGGUGCAGAGGACCUGUACUGGCAGUCUUCUCGUCACCCCAAGGCGAUGAUCCCCAUACUCCCUAUACGCCUGUACGGAGCGUCGCACAAGCCAACGACGCCCGUCCCAUCCUUCUUCCAUUCCCUCCAAAACACCUGCGUAGAUAUCCUCUCCCUUGAGAAUGCCUCCGCCCGGACGAGUUCGCGAGCCGUGAUCACGAAGGCCAACCCGCGUCUGACGGCGCAUACGGUGCAGAGCUUGCUAUGGGGUGCUCGGCUGGGAUGGACGACGUUGACGGCUAAUAGGACGAGCGUGAGGGCUAUUUUGAAGGAGACGGAAGGGCGGAGGAAGGCGGCAGCGGCAGCGGCUGAGGGUGGGGUUGUUGAGGAAGAGUCGGUGGAGAGUGUUGAUGCGGCUAUUUGGAUUGUGGAUCCGCGGAGCUUGGCUGAGGGUAUGAGGUCUGAUAGUUAG
Messenger RNA from Guyanagaster necrorhizus, 1785 nucleotides. RefSeq lists its product as uncharacterized. The record is from RefSeq and is a predicted model, not a curated record. Bases 1 to 1785 code for a protein of 594 amino acids. The transcript has 3 exons. Lineage: Eukaryota; Fungi; Basidiomycota; Agaricomycetes; Agaricales; Physalacriaceae.